Molecule: messenger RNA, 565 nt
Organism: Trametes versicolor FP-101664 SS1
Lineage: Eukaryota; Fungi; Basidiomycota; Agaricomycetes; Polyporales; Polyporaceae
Exons: 2
Coding region: 38-565 (175 amino acids)
Source: RefSeq, a predicted model, not a curated record
GGCCCUCCCGCCUAUUCCCUCGCUGUCCACCGUCUCCAUGCCGUCUUCCUCAUUCUCGCCCCCUAUGACGCUGGCGCCGUCUGCGACGUCGCUCGCACCGACGCUGUCAGGCGCAUCGACAUCUGCGCUUGACAACAUUAUCGGGCUCUGGAUUCGGGGCAUCAUCAGCAAGGAGCCGCAGUGGGACUCGUUCGUGACGAUGCGGACGCGGCUGCUGAAGAUGUCGGAGCAGCUCGAGCAGUACAAGUAUGUGCAGCGCGUGAUGGACCGGUAUGUGGGCACGAGGACACCCGUCGACCUCGAGGGUGCGGGCGGCGUCACCAUCACCAAGGCACAGGUGAUGCGCGCGUUCAACCUGUCGCUGAGCUGGGGCGAGGACUGCACGGAGACACUCGUGCUGACGACGCUGUAUGGGCCGGGCGGGACGCGGUGCGAGGACGAGCGGGUGUGCCAGGUGCUGGAGGAGACGCCGCCGAUCACUACGGGGAUGCAGGCGAAGAAGUAUCUGACGCUUCUGCGGGAGGUACAUGGGCAGUGGACGAUUGCGCACCCAGACGGGCCGUAG